This is a messenger RNA of Triticum turgidum subsp. durum (durum wheat), 1215 nucleotides long. NCBI's taxonomy places the organism in Eukaryota, Viridiplantae, Streptophyta, Magnoliopsida, Poales, Poaceae. The record is from the annotation of a GenBank genome assembly.
AUGGCAGAAAGAUUCCAGCAAAUUAUGGAGGAUUAUGCUACUAAUUAUGACCUCUAUGCUCAACAAAUUCGAGGAGAACCAGAGGAAUGUAACCUUACGGUGGAGAGUGAGUUCUGUGACAUUGAUGAUGGCAGUUCCCGUGGUUGGAAAGCUCGGAAAGUGGCUUUGCGAGCUUCAGAGUCAGUUGUUAGUCUUUCUUCCUUUUCAGAUGAAAAGAGGAUAAGAGUGGGCUCGGGAUUCAUGGUAGGGUUUAAUCGUCAUACCAAUACCAGCAAUAUCUUAACUUCAGCAACGCUGGUUAGGUCUCUUUGUGGGCAGAACAUUGUGAUUCCAGAUUUAAAGGUUAAGGUGUGUCUCCCGAAUGGGCAUAUAUCCGAGGGCUUGUUAUCCAUUGUUGAUUUUCACUAUAACAUAGCUAUUGUUGAAGUGAAAUCUGAUGAGGAACUGCCACGGCCUAUUCUUCUGUGUAAUGUCAUCAAAAGAGGAGCAGUGUUAGCAAUUGGACGAUUUUAUGAUCAUGGUGGAGUGAUGUGUGCACAAGGAAAAAUCAGAAAAGAAACCAGCACCUUUGACUGCUCAGAGCUUUUAGUAUCGAGCUGCCACACGACCAUGGCGGGUGUUGGAGGGCCCCUUGUAGAUUAUAGUGGUCAUGUCGUGGGUAUCAAUUUCUACGGAGAGAAACACACCCCUUUUCUUUCAUCAGCGAUUAUUAUAAGAUGCUUGGAUCAUUGGGCGUCCUGGGGACAAGUUAACCGACCAUGGCUUGGAUGCAUCUGCACAUCUGUUGAUAUGUUGCCACUUCGUGUUUUGGAGAAAUGCACCUAUCUUAACGAGGGUUUGUAUAUUUCAGAUGUUGUUAAGGGAUCACCAUUUGAUGUUGCUGGGCUAUCAGCUGGUGAUGUUUUGAUUGAAUGUGCUGGAGAAGUACUUAGUACUGCUGCCCAGUUAGGUGCACUGCUACUUGAUCUGUGCCACAAAUAUCUGAGGGGUUAUGUUGAGAGCAAGAUGACCGUGGAGGUUGUUGUCUGGAAGCAAAAGGAUGGCAGGAAAUCAAGGAAGAUAGUGAAAACCAAUUUAUUAAGCCACUGCAACUUUUACAGAUGGCUUGAUCCAUUGCCCAGGUACAACGAUAAGAAGAUGGUGAUGGCAAGGGACGUUAUGGAGCUUUAUUAUAAAGUCCUUGCCCAAGGAGCAAGAUUCACAAUGAAGCCGUGA